UCCUAUUUAAUCAUGAAAAUUCACAAGGAAGUUUAAUUAACCAAGAAGUUUAUACGAUGGCAAUUGAUAAUAUUCAAUUCAACCGUAACUGUAUAGCUGCCAGGGUUGCUUUAGCGGUUUACUUGUCUGGGUUUCUGUGCUUUCUGAUUGGGCUGGCCACACCAAACUGGCUUCAUGUCGACCAAGGAAUGCAAGGCGGGCUAUGGAGUGCUUGUUAUUAUGUCCAAGACGUUGGUUGGACCUGCAAUCAAUAUAAAUCACAGCCAGAGUUUAUUCCCGCAGUACAAGCUUUGGCGAUACUCACAUUACUGUUUUACAUUGUGGAGUUUGUCGUCAUGGUAACAGUUAUAAUAUUAGUUUUGAGGAAUGUUGGCUUUGGAGACUAUUGGAAUCCUAAGAACAUAUCACUGGUUUCAUCCCUUGUCACCUUUUCUGCAGGUUGUUUUAGUCUGAUGACGCUGAUUGUUGUUGCAGUUAAAGGUAAAGACUACGUUGCAGACUUACAAAAGGAUCACUAUGGCAUCUUAACAUAUCAACAGUUAGGCAUCGAUUUAACCGGAAGUUACUCUAUUGGAUGGUCGUUUGGUGUAACAAUCCUGUCAGCGAUCAUUACAUUUAUAUCAUUCUCGUUGUUUAUAUUUGAAUAUAAGCUACUUCAGGCUCAAAUAGCUUUGCCUACCGAAGAUUCCUGAAUGACCUAUACUUAUCAAAUAUUCCCGAAUAAGGUUACCUCCCUUAAGCGAACUCUUUACUGUUGUAGCCUCCUCCAGGUAUCUAUAGUGUAGAAGUCAUCAGUGUUCAGCAUUACUAUAUGGUGUAGGACAAGAUGGAAUAGCCAAAGAGAUCAACGAAAACAUUCUUAAAACAUAUCAAUUAAAAAACAUAUACUCAGGCGACAGAACAGAAAAUAUCAAAUUCUUAUCGGCUACAGCGUACUUAACAAACUACCUGUGCAGAUUUUUGUGUUAUUUUAUUGAUAAAACACAAAGUAGAUAUGUAUGAGUUACUUUUGAGUUACUAUUGAAGAGUUUUGAAAACAUUGAAACUUAAUUGACCUUUGAAUGAAUAUCAAAUUUUACUAUAAGAAACUGCAGUAUAUAAUCUUUUCGCAGCAUUAAAAGUUUGUUAUACAUUUAUUGUUAUUGUUCACAAGAAGUUCACAUGUUUAAAUUUUAGAACUACUGAUCAAAUUUCCUUAAAUGUUUGUAAACAUUCUUUAUUUGGAAAUACACAUUUAUAUCAUGUC
This is a messenger RNA of Mytilus trossulus (common blue mussel), 1246 nucleotides long. RefSeq lists its product as uncharacterized. The transcript is spliced from 4 exons. The coding region runs from base 57 to 692 and encodes 211 amino acids. The record is from RefSeq and is a predicted model, not a curated record. Lineage: Eukaryota; Metazoa; Mollusca; Bivalvia; Mytilida; Mytilidae.